This is a messenger RNA of Mucor mucedo, 2038 nucleotides long. RefSeq names its product Alpha/Beta hydrolase protein. The coding region runs from base 34 to 1905 and encodes 623 amino acids. Lineage: Eukaryota; Fungi; Mucoromycota; Mucoromycetes; Mucorales; Mucoraceae. Gene Ontology annotation, biological process: lipid metabolic process. The transcript is spliced from 3 exons. The record is from RefSeq and is a predicted model, not a curated record.
CUUUUCUUUACUAAAAAACACAAAACACAAAAAAUGACACCACGUAAACAUUCAUUCAUGGAUAACAUAACUGAGGAAGAAGACGAAGCGGAAGAACAAGAAGAAUUAUUAGCUGAAGCAAAUAAUGCAAAGGGGGACGAUGAGGCGGUUGAUGAUCAUGGUUACCUGGACGCUAAGCACAGCUCCAAACAACAUUUUGAUGAAAUCAUCAACAAGAAAAACCAUGAAGGGCCUACGCUAGCGAAACCUAAAAACUUUACGGAAUAUACCAUUUAUUUCAUUCAUCGAUUGAUAUCCUAUACCAACAAAAAACGCAUGCGCCCUAGUGGGUAUUGGCGGUAUGUUUUGGGUGUCUACAAGAACCUGUUCUUGGCCUUUUAUUUCAAUUGGAUCGUGAUUUUUACUUCGCCUCUGAGUUCAUUGGCUUUUGUGUUUACCUAUCCGAUCAUUAGUGUGCUUUUAUUUGCAUUCGAAAUCGGCUUAAAAAUGUUUAUGGAUCAUCUCGGUGGUACGCAACUUGUUAAACGUAUCAGUGAAGAUUUUGGAAAUAAUUUUGGGAUCAUUAAUUGGGGCGCACCACAACUAUUGACAUCUGAGAAAUCGUACAAUUUAAUCUUGUCCACAUUAUUUGCACUUGGUCAAACCCCAGGUGCUUCUGAAAAGAAAGAUAGUACGGAUGAUCGUCGACAUCGUGUAUUUGACGUGGCCAUUGCUCAAACCAUGACCAUCCUUUCUUCUUUAGUCUAUGAACGUCACGAUGGCAAAGUCACUGAAGCUUAUCGCAUCCGUACAAACUUUGAUAAAGGCAACAGGCUCAAGCUCAGUUUAGAUCAAGUCGAAUUGGAAAUGAAAAAACUGAUUUGGGAAUCAGAACGUCCUAUUCGUAAAAUUGCAAGAAGGUAUAGUCUUCAUUUUGCUGGUGUUACAGAACUCAAGUCGUUGGGUGGACCAUUCUGUGGUCUCUUUUGGUCAAUGGAUCCCAAUAAUCCCUUUAUUAUUGUGGCUUUUAAAGGAACAACGCCUACCAAUUAUAGUGAAUUUUUAGUGGAUGCUACUUUACAAAGAACAGAUGCAAGAUCUUACUUAUUUGGAUCUGCACAUGAAGGAUUUUAUGACAGUUUGUUCCCUACUCACAUUGAUGAUGAGGAUGCACGUGAUCCUUAUUAUGCCAUUCAAAGUGCAGUGAGAGAAAAGGCUCGUCAAAUCCAACAAUCCUCCAACCAUCCUUCUCGACCUGUGCAAGUCUGGAUUACAGGCCAUUCUCUUGGUGCUGCCAUGGGUACAUUAUUAUUUGCGAGAUGGUUAAAAUGUCCUGAAGAUAUUGCACCUCACUGUACUGUACGAGAUGCCUACGUCAUUGGUCUUCCAGCUGUGGGCGAUAACGAUUUCGCAUCCAUGUUUGCAUCCUAUUCCAACGCACCGCUUGCUCGAACAUCAACUUUAUGGCGUAUUAUCAACAAAUCUGACAUUAUCUGUCGUAUCCCCCCUGGCUAUAACAACAUGACGAUCGGGCAUUAUGUGCCUCAAACGGAUUUCUUUAAUUUUUCUCAUGUGGGUCAUGCAGUUCAGAUUACACACGCCACACUGGAUCCCAACCCACUCAAGAUCUACCCAUCCAGUCAUCAAACGAACCUAAAAGUGGAUGUGGUUGUUUCGGACAGCGAUUUUCCACGAAAUCGACAAUUGCAAGCCAAAGAAAAGAAAGCGGCACCUCUACCGGAUAUGAAAGCAUAUCCUUGGUGGAUUAGACCUUGGAUUGAACGUGUAGAGAACCCUAUUCCUAUUAUCGAAUGGUUCUACCCUUUUUUUCUGCGAGAUCAUAUUCCUAUUCAUUAUUUUGAGGGACUUGAACGUGCACGUGUUUACUAUAAACCCUCCAAGAUCAACAUGUGCAAAAAUGACUGAAAAAGGAAACCGCAAACGCAAAUUAUUAAAAUAAAUAAAAUUUUAGACAUAACAAUGAAAGGUAUAGAAUUAUUUAGUUUAGUAAUAUAUUGAAAAAAGAGAGAUAAAAAAAAGAGAAUUACGUUCUUCCAGU